Molecule: messenger RNA, 1134 nt
Organism: Recurvomyces mirabilis
Lineage: Eukaryota; Fungi; Ascomycota; Dothideomycetes; Mycosphaerellales; Teratosphaeriaceae
Gene: CCP1
Product: heme peroxidase
Exons: 2
Coding region: 1-1134 (377 amino acids)
Biological process (GO): response to reactive oxygen species; cellular response to oxidative stress; hydrogen peroxide catabolic process
Molecular function (GO): peroxidase activity; heme binding
Source: RefSeq, a predicted model, not a curated record
AUGGCAACCGCCAGCCGAACACUAUCGCGCGCUCUACACCACACACAAACAGCAUUCGCAUUCAGGACCACUACUCCUCGCCGCCUCGCCACAUUAGGGCCAAAGAUCAGCUCUAGGCGGAGCUACGCCAACCAGACACCAAAGCCGUCGAGCAAACGUGCACCAUUAUAUGGUGGAGCGGCGGCAGUGCUGUUGGCUGGAGCAGGAUAUUAUGCUUUCGCCUUGAAGUCGAUGAAGCUCGAUGCCAUCGAUCCUGUGAAGGUUUCCAGUGCUGCUGGGGCCACCAGUGGGCUCGGCAAACCCACGACGGAGGACUACCAGAAGGUGUAUGAUGCAAUUGCGAAGAGAUUACUGGACGAAGACGAGUACGACGAUGGCUCAUAUGGACCAGUGAUCCUACGCCUUGGCUGGCAUGCGUCCGGUACAUUCGACAAGUUGACUGGCACCGGCGGGUCAAACGGGACGACAAUGAGAUUCCCGCCGGAAGGAGAUCAUGGUGCCAACGCCGGCCUCAAAGCAGCUCGCGACUUCCUUGAGCCUGUCCAUGAGCAAUUCCCAUGGAUCACAUACUCUGAUCUUUGGACUCUUGCUUCCGUCUGCGCUAUUCAGGAGAUGGGUGGACCAGACAUCAAGUGGCGACCGGGCCGCCAAGAUCGCGACGUGAGCUAUUGUACGCCUGAUGGACGUCUGCCGGACGGAUCAAAAGGCCACGACCAUCUCCGCGGCAUUUUCGGCCGGAUGGGCUUCAACGACCAGGAAAUUGUCGCUCUGUCCGGCGCUCAUGCCAUUGAUCGCUGCCAUACCGAUCGCUCUGGCUUUGAAGGCCUUUGGACUUUCUCCCCUAUCACCAUGACGAACGAUUACUACAAGCUUCUUCUGGACGAGCAAUGGGACUACCGGAAAUGGAACGGUCCCAAGCAGCUGGAGGAUCGCACGACUAAGACUCUGAUGAUGCUGCCUACCGACCAUGCGCUCAUCAAGGACAAGGACUUUCGCACGCAUGUUGAGAGGUAUGCUAAGGAUCAAGAUGUCUUCUUACAGGAGUUCUCGGAUGUGAUCUCGACGCUAGUCGAGCUUGGCGUACCAUUCACCACGGGUGAGGAGGCAAAGAAGGUGUUCAGGAGAACGGAGUAG